Messenger RNA from Zeugodacus cucurbitae (melon fly), 1649 nucleotides. It is a transcript of the gene Papst2, whose product is annotated as adenosine 3'-phospho 5'-phosphosulfate transporter 2. Gene Ontology annotation, molecular function: 3'-phosphoadenosine 5'-phosphosulfate transmembrane transporter activity. NCBI's taxonomy places the organism in Eukaryota, Metazoa, Arthropoda, Insecta, Diptera, Tephritidae. The record is from RefSeq and is a predicted model, not a curated record. The transcript is spliced from 3 exons. Gene Ontology annotation, biological process: transmembrane transport. Bases 146 to 1279 code for a protein of 377 amino acids. Gene Ontology annotation, cellular component: endoplasmic reticulum membrane; Golgi membrane.
GUUAGAAAGAAUGUAAAUGUGGCGGCUGAGAGGUAAACAAAGAUUUGGCUUAGAAACAAUUUUCAUAUAAUAAAGCCAAGUAAGCACUUUGCCGGUGAUGUAAAGUGCAGUGAUAAAGUCUUACGAAAUAUAGUUAAUAUUAGAAAUGGCGUCCGUUAAACUAAGUAGUAACGGCAGCAAAUCAUCAACGGAUUCUGAUAAUCCUCCCGAAUUGCGAAUUCUUUGCUUUGAUCUUACCUACUAUAACCGGACCACGCAAUUUCUGUUGAGCUGUGCAGGCGUUUUUGUGCUUUACCUUAUAUAUGGGUAUCUGCAGGAACUGAUUUUUACGGUGGAAGGCUUUAAACCGUAUGGAUGGUUUCUCACGCUUGUACAAUUCGGCUAUUACAUAUGUUUCGGUGUAAUCGAACGUGAUUUAGAGACUAGACGCAGAAUUAAACUACUGCCAGGAGGUACUGUUGAAACUUCAGAGCGUCGUAUACCAAUGCGUACUUAUUUUCUGCUUGCCGCGCUAACACUCGGCACCAUGGGACUGUCUAAUUCUAGUCUGGGCUAUCUGAACUAUCCCACACAGGUUAUAUUUAAGUGUUGCAAAUUGAUACCCGUCUUGGUGGGCAGCAUUUUGAUACAAGGCAAACGUUAUGGACCACUUGAUUUUGCUGCCGCCUUCGCUAUGUGCAUUGGAUUGGCUUGGUUUACACUAGCCGAUUCGCAAGUCUCACCGAAUUUCGAUCUCACUGGUGUCGCUAUGAUAUCAGCAGCACUGCUUUGUGAUGCCGCUAUAGGAAAUGUACAGGAGAAGGCUAUGCGUGAACAUCAUGCGCCAUCAAGCGAAGUUGUGCUCUAUUCGUAUGGUUUGGGUUUUAUUUACCUAUUCGUUAUACUGAUGGUGACCGGUAAUUUCUUUAGCGGUUUCGCCUUUUGUCUUGAACACAUGUUGGAAACUUUCGGCUAUGGCUUCUUCUUCAGUUUAUCAGGUUAUCUGGGCAUACAGUUUGUGUUGGCUUUAGUGCGUAGCAGUGGUGCGCCAGUGGCUGCCACCGUAACGACAGCAAGGAAGGCAGUCACGAUUGCAUUAUCGUUUGUUUUCUUCAGCAAACCAUUUACUUGGCAAUAUCUGUGGUCGGGCUUAAUUGUGGUGCUGGGCAUAUAUUUAAAUGUCUACAGCAAAAAGAACAAAAUGACUAUGCGUGAUUUUCAACAGAAAUUCAAGUAUGCGCUUAACGCCUUCCGUAUUUUCGAGCGUUCUACAAGCCGCAAGUUCUUAGUAGAAGUUUAAACGUAUGAAAAUUUACAUAUAUAUCUUGUACUUCAAAAAGUACUUGAAUUUAGUAAAUUUGUAAAUGUUCGUUACUAUUAUGAUACCAAAAUUAGAGUAGCUCGAUUUGACAACAAUCACUUUUUAGUUGUAGUUUGACUAUAGCGCGUAGUGAGUAAUGCUAACACAUUUUGUGAAGUAAAAUAAUAUAAUGAAUUUAAUUGAUGUAGCCAUAUGUAUAUGUAUGUGUGAAUUAGCAACGACUAAUCACCUUAUUUUAUUUUGGUGGUUUAUUGAAUUGAUAUAAAUCCUAAUUAUGUAUGAAUGUACCAUUUUUCUUAUAGAUGUAGACUACAGUGUGUAAAAAUAAAAACAAAAAUAAAUUUAAAAA